CUGUUUGGGCGCUAAUACACAAAGAAUUUGCAGACAAGUGUUUUACUGUUUCAAUAAAUGUUACAGAAAUAUUACAUUAGUGCAAAAAAAUAAUAAAUCCAAGUAUGCUGACCUAAAUAGAGAAAAUUUAAUACAGACACAUAUAAACAAAACAUUCCACGCGUGCAAACUGCACAACAAAUUACAAACCAGCAAAAGGGGCCAACCACGAAUUAAGAAGUGAUCAAAACUGAAAUCAAUAAAUAAUUGCGAUUUCAUAGAACAAAUACACGGCACAGAGGUGUCCCCAAUAUACAACGCAAACCAUUUAGGCGGAGGCAAGGGCAGCAGCUGUCGAUAUUCCCAACCAACUUUAAAGGCCUCACACGAGGGAAGGAACUCAUAAUAAUGUUGUCGCGGCUGCAAGACUUUCUGUCACGCCAUCGACGUAAAUUUAUUGUAACUGGUGCGCUGGUGGGUGGCACCAUCUAUGCAGCGCGCUAUGCGCAGCGCAAGCUAGUGGAAUACCAGGAGAAGCAGGCGAGAGAAUUCUUCGAACGUACACGGCGAAUGCACCACUUUGAGUCAACGGAACGCACCUGCAACCAGGUGAUUCUAGGAAUGGGCGAGGAGAUGUGCCAAGCAGUGUUACACGAGUGCAGCACAGACGAGCUACUAGAACAGCUCCGCCAGAAUCCACCCAAUAAACUGGAGCUGUGGGAGCAAAUGAAAAUCGUUGCAUUCACGCGUCUAGCCACCUUUGUCUAUGCCUCCUCCAUGCUGGUGAUUGCGCUGCGCGUGCAGCUCAACCUGCUCGGUGGCUAUAUCUACCGUGACAUCAUGACAGAGCAGCGGCAAAUAACGGACGAACUGAAGCAGCAAUAUUUAUCACUCAUCCGCCAUUUCAUCACACACGAUGGCAUACGAGACUUAGCUCGAUUUAUACGUAGCCAGGUUGUGGAGGUGUUAAAGUCGAUGCCGCUCUCUCGUCAACUGACGCUGGCUGAUACGGAGCAGCUGUUCUGGUCCCUGCAAAUGGCCAUCAAUGGUGACACACGGCACGAUCCCAACUCGAAGAUGAGUAAAUACCUGCUGCCAGACCUAACCCGCCUGCAAGAGAGAUUCAAUUGCUCUCCGCUGCUGCAGCAGAUGUAUAACGAGACGCUAGAUCUGCUCGAGAGCGAGGAUUGCAUUGGUGUCUGCGCGCACAAUGUGAGUCGCGGCUUUGUGCUCAGCUGUGAUGCCAUUGCCGAGUCGAUGGGCGAAACUCUGCAGCAUUUAGCGCCCGGCGAGCUGCAACAGCAAGAGUCCCUGAAUGGACAAACCAAGCAGAGCAACAACAAUAAUCUGUUUGACGUGAACAAGGUGCUGCUGGCCCUGGCCAAGCUGAUACCCAUCAUCAGUGGACUCACUUCGCAUGGAUACAAUAGCGCUGCCCGGCCACAUAAUCUGCCGACGCAGCUGCUCAGCUUCUAUGUAGUGUCCGAGAAAUCGAAGAUGGUGGGCGCCAAUGUUUACGAGUCCUUCAGCUCUGGUUAACCGACAGUCAGAAUAAAUAUGUAUAUAUAUUUAUAUACUUAAACGGGUAUAUAGAUAUAUAAUUAUAUGUAUAUUUAAUUUUAGCUUAAGACACUUGCAAAUUAAGAUUAUAGUAUAGACGCAUAUGUUUUUAAUGGGAGACUUAUUUCAACUUAGAAAAACCAUGUGUUAUGUGUGUGUAUGCAUGAAUAUCUAUUUGUACUAUGCCUAAGUCUCAUAGCUAAGAUCAGAGUAUAUAAACAUUAAGGCAGCGGGCUAAGUCGUUGGUGAUUCGAAUUGAAAAUAAUAUACAAAAUGAGCAACGUGAAGGCCUUUCGAAAUAUAAAUAUGUGA
Messenger RNA from Drosophila arizonae, 1851 nucleotides. RefSeq names its product peroxisomal biogenesis factor 3 (gene Pex3). The record is from RefSeq and is a predicted model, not a curated record. Gene Ontology annotation, biological process: protein import into peroxisome membrane. NCBI's taxonomy places the organism in Eukaryota, Metazoa, Arthropoda, Insecta, Diptera, Drosophilidae. Gene Ontology annotation, molecular function: protein-macromolecule adaptor activity. Gene Ontology annotation, cellular component: peroxisomal membrane.